AUGUCAAAAUCAAAAGUGGAUCCAACUGGAUUCCAAUCGGGUGUGAUUGACUCACCUAAUCCUGUUGGAAUUUGGCAAGGUCCUCCUCAUCCAUCAUCAUUACCUCCGCUUCCACCUCAUCAUCAUCAUCAGCAUCCAGGACGUUUUCCAAUUAUGCCACCACGCGAAUUACAUUUUCCACCUCAACAUAUGCGACAAUUUCGACCAUCAUUACCUCCGCCAUCUUCACCGGAAUAUCGUAUCUAUGAUUUAAAUAAACGUUUAUUAAUGAGAACAGAAGAAUCUGAUAAUCAUUGGUGGGAUUCAUUUGUAAAUGAAUUUUUUGAAGAAGAUGCAACAAUAACAAUAUCAAUAUGUUUAGAAGAUGGACCGAAACGAUUUCACGUUGGACGUGGUUUAAUUCCUCGGUUUUUCCGUAUGUUAUUUGAUGGUGGUGUUAGUGAAGUUUAUUUUUUAUUAAAACAAACAAAAGAAAUAUUUCAUAAUACAACUCUAUCAAUUGAUUGUGAACAAGGAUCAUUAAUUACUUGUUUUGGAAAACCAUCACAUAUCAAAGUUUGUACUGAAGGACAUUUUAAUAUUGAAUUUACGUUUGAUGAUUUAAUGCGUAUUAAAUCUUGGCAUUUUUCUAUAAAACAACAUCGAGAAUUAAUUCCAAGAAGUGUUGUUGCCAUACCAAAUGAUAGUCCAACUUAUCUUGAUCAAUUAUCAAAAAAUUUCACUCGUCAUGGUCUAACAUUAUCAAUGUUAAAUUUUCUUCGAUUAUGUGAAAUUCUUGAGCCAAUGCAAGAAAUAAUGUCUCGCCAUAAAACGACAUCAUUUUCUCCACGUGAUUGUUUAAAAACAAUUUUACAUCAACGUUGGUCAAAAACUUGUUCAGAUACUCGACCACCGGCAAAAACUAGACGAAAACGAAAAAAUACUGUAGGAAAUAAUAAUAAUUUACCACCUACUAAAGAUACUCCAAUGACAAAUUGUACAACACCAACAAAAAAACGAUCACCUGCAAAUAAUAUCUAUUCUCAACCUUCAACACAAGGAAUGAAUAACAUGCCAGGGGAUGUGAUGAUUGUUGGUGAACCAUCAUUAAUGGGUGGUGAAAUGGAUGAUGAAGAUGAACGUUAUAUAACUCGACUUGAAAAUACACAAUAUGAUCCGAAUAGUAUCUCAACACAAUAUCAUUCUCCAAAUCAUCAAAUGACACAAGGAUAUCAACAAAAUCCAAAUCUUCAAUCAUUACUUCAUCCUAAACAACAAUUUUUACCUAAUUCAAAUCAAAUUUUAAAUCCAAAUCAAAUUAAACGAGAACAAAUAUCAUUUCCUGGAUCACCCCAACAACAACAAUUGCCAUCUAUGUUUUCAAAUAAUCCUCCGACACCAAAUGGUAUCAAUACAUCACUUAAUGGUGAAUUAUCAACAGUAGGAAAAAGAAUUUCAACUACAAAUAUUAAUUCUUCCAGUUCGCCGCAGACACCUUCAGCAAAUAAUUAUAAUCAGAAUUCUGUAACUCCUUCGACAAUGAAUAUUCCAAAUCCAUCAUUAAAUACUUCUUGGAAUAAUUCAUCUUCAUCUACAAUUAAUCCAGAUAUAGCAGAAAAAAAACAAGAACCUCAUACUCCACCAGUCACACCACAACAUACAAUAGCAACAGCCUCAUGA
This is a messenger RNA of Adineta steineri, 1659 nucleotides long. The record is from the annotation of a GenBank genome assembly. NCBI's taxonomy places the organism in Eukaryota, Metazoa, Rotifera, Eurotatoria, Adinetida, Adinetidae.